GAAGAGAGAGAUCCAGAGAAACUCCUGCAGUCCAACAGAGAAGUGAUUGUGAAACUUGCUGAAGUGGCUUUGAAACAGCUGAUGAAGGGCAAUGUGAUGUUCUAUGAGGAGGACCUGAUUGAGAGCGGCAUAGACCUCACUGACGCGAUCUUUGAGGAUAUUGCCAUUCAUCAGGGGAAAGUCUACAGCUUUAUUCAUCUGAGCUUUCAGGAGUUUCUCGCUGCUCUCUAUGUGCUUUACUACUAUAUAAAUACACAGCUACAGAAGCACUGACAAUGUUUGCUGCUCUUCAUGAUUUGCUUAAAGCAGCAGUAGAUGAAUCCAUACAAAAUAAAACUGGGCAUCUGGAUCUGUUCCUGCGGUUCCUGCUGGGCAUCUCACUGGAGUCCAAUCAGGAGACUCUUACAGGCUCUACUGACACCCACGGUGGACACCUCACAAACCAUCAGAGAAACAACACAGUACAUUAAAGAUAAAAUUAAACAGGAUCACAUCUCCACUGAAAGAUGCAUCAAUCUGUUUCUGUGUAUGAUUGAAGUGAAUGAUCAGACUCUGUACAGAGAGAUUGAGGAGUUUGUGAGAUUAAACAAACACUCAGAGAAGAAACUCUCUGCUGCUCACUGUUCAGCAAUAGCCUACAUGCUUCAGAUGUCAGAGGAGGCACUGGAUGAGUUUGAUCUCAAGAAAUACAACACAUCAAAUGAGGGAAGAGGAAGACUGAUACCAGCUGUGAUCAACUGCAAGAAAGCUAUUCUUGCUAUUUGUAAUCUCACAGUUGAGUCCUGUAAAAUCAUUGCUUCAUGUCUUCAAUCCUCAAAUUCUCCUCUGAGAGAGCUUGAUGUGAGUAACAAUGAUCUCCAGGAUUCAGGAGUGAAGCUGAUCUCUGAUGCACUCAAGAACCCAAACUGUCAACUAGAAAUACUGAGGUUAUCAGGCUGUAUGGUGACCGAUGAGGGGUGUUGUUAUUUGGCUUCAGCUCUGAGUUCAAACCCGUCACACCUGAGAGAGCUGGACCUGAGCUACAAUCACCUAGAACACUCAGGAUUUCAGCUGCGCUCUUAUCAAAAUGAUCCAGACUAUGCACUGAAGAUACUCAAUCUAGACCACAAUGGACACUUCAGAAUCAUACCAGGACUACAAAAAAUAUGCCUGUACUCUUACUCUAGAUCCAAAACACAGCAAACCCUCAACCUCAUACUGUCUGAGAACAACAGAAAGGUGACACGUGUGGAAGAACAGCAGUUGUAUCCUGAUCAUCCAGAGAGAUUUGAUAAUGUUCCUCAGGUUCUGUGUCAAGAGAGUCUGCCUGGACGCUGUUACUGGGAGACUGAAUGGAGCGGCUGGGGACAUAUAGCACUGGUAUACAGAGGAAUCACCAGAAAAGGAAGUAGUGACUCUUGGUUUGGACUCAAUGAACGUAACUGGAAUCUUUACUGGAAUAGCAGCCUUAAACAUUUAUAAUGUCUGGCACAAUAAUAAGAAAACAGAAAUAUCUGCUCCUUCACCUCCAUCUAAUAGAGUUGGAGUGUAUGUGGACGUGUCGGUCGGCACUUUGUCCUUCUACAGCGUCUCUGACACACACACACUCACACACUUAUACACAUUCAACACCCACAUUCACUGAACCCCUCUAUGUUGGAUUUAAAGUGUAUUCCAACUCCUCAGUGUCUCUGUCAAAAUAAGCAACAAACACACAUAUUCAACAGCAUAUAAACUGAACCCUCUUAAUGCUGGGGUUGAACCCCCUUAAUUGAUGCAUUAAAAUCAAUACAAUUCUCAUUAUGAUUUUACAUAUUAUAUUCUUUAGAAUUUUGGUGAUGGUUCUGUUGUUAUUUUUUCCAAGGAUUAAUAUGAUUCAAGUUUCCUGUAACAUGAAAAAUGCAAUAGUUAUGUCAUGCAAUAAGACUGCUUAACAACCAGGAAAAGUGAAACAAAUUCUUCAAGCUUUGUAUACAGUUUAAAGGUGUGCAUUUAGUAUACAAGGAAAUAAUGUUUAUAAGAUGUGUUUAUGUUUAUAAUAAAAGACUAAUAUUCUCACUUA
This is a messenger RNA of Cyprinus carpio (common carp), 2041 nucleotides long. RefSeq names its product ribonuclease inhibitor-like. The transcript is spliced from 5 exons. Lineage: Eukaryota; Metazoa; Chordata; Actinopteri; Cypriniformes; Cyprinidae. The coding region runs from base 316 to 1461 and encodes 381 amino acids. The record is from RefSeq and is a predicted model, not a curated record.